This is a messenger RNA of Loxodonta africana (African savanna elephant), 4386 nucleotides long. Its product is annotated as Fc receptor-like protein 1. The coding region runs from base 727 to 1719 and encodes 330 amino acids. Gene Ontology annotation, biological process: cell surface receptor signaling pathway. The record is from RefSeq and is a predicted model, not a curated record. Gene Ontology annotation, molecular function: transmembrane signaling receptor activity. The transcript has 9 exons. Lineage: Eukaryota; Metazoa; Chordata; Mammalia; Proboscidea; Elephantidae. Gene Ontology annotation, cellular component: plasma membrane.
UUUGAGGACUAAGGUAUGCGUGACCCAGGCCAUGGUAUUUUCAUUCGCCUCAUAUGCCUGUGAAAGCUAGACAGUGAAUAAGGAAGAAUUGAUGCCUUUGAAUUAUAGCAUUGGCAAAGAAUACUGAAUCUACCAGACUGCCAGAAGAAUGAACAAAUGUGCCUUGGACGAAGCACAGCCAGAACACUCCUUAAAAGGGAGGAUGGUGAGAAUUCAUCUUGCAUAAACUGGACAUGUUACCAGGAGGAACCAGUCCCUGGAGAAGAACAUCAUGCUUGAUAAAGUAUAAAGUUGAUGAAGAAAAGGAAGACCCUGAAUGAAAUGGAUUGACAUAGUGGCUACAACAACGGGCUUAAACAUAGCAAUAAUUGUGAGAAUGGCGAAGGACCGAGUAGUGUUUCCUUCUGUCGUACAUAGGGUGGCUAUGAGGCGGAACCAACUGGACAGCACCGAACGACACAAAGGAGCACUUUUGAUUUCCUCACCCUCCACAGGAAACAGGAGAAAUGCAUAGUCUUCUACACCCUGAGUGAAGACUAUACCUUUGCAUACACCGUGCUCUUCCACACCUCUCUUCUUCCUUCAUCUAUUUUUGUAAACUCGUGCUGAAGAGUAACUUCCGAUCCUGACUUCCUCAAACCUCAGACAAGCUGCUGCCUCUUAACUCCGAGGUGAAUUCUCUCUGAUGAAAGGACAUCUUCGGUUACAGUUCCCGACCUGACCCUCAUGCUUCUGAGGCUCCUGCUGUUGAUCUAUGGAGUCCGCGUCUCUGAUGUGAGCUUGGAGACACAGCCCCCAGGGGGCCAGGUGAUGGAGGGAAAAAAGCUGGUCCUUGUCUGCUCGGUCGCUAAGGGCACAGGAAACAUCACCUUCCUCUGGUACAAAGGGGCCAUGGGUUUCAAACUGGGCACAAAGACCCUGCGUUCCUUAACUGCAGACUUUGAGAUCCUUACGGCGAGGGAGAGUGAUGCUGAGCAAUAUUACUGUGCAGCUGACAAUGGCUAUGGCCCCAGCCUCAGUGGGCUGGUGAGCAUCACUGUCAGAAUUCCAGUGUCUCAUCCAGUCCUCACCCUCAGGGCUACUGGGGCCCAGGCUGUGGUGGGGGAUGUGGUGGAGCUUCACUGUGAGGCCCAAAGAGGCUCUCCCCCAAUCCUAUACCGGUUCUAUCACGAAGAUAUCAUCUUGGGGAACAGCUCAGCCCCCUCUGGAGGAGGAGCAUCCUUCAACCUGACUGCAGAGCAUUCUGGGAACUACUUCUGUGAGGCCGACAAUGGCCUGGGGACCCAGCACAGUGAAGCCGUGCUACUCAACAUCACAGUGCCUACCAAGGACAGAAGGGAACUUCUUACUAUAGGAGUCAUCGAGGGGCUACUCGGCACCCUUGGUCCCACCUCUGUCGUCCUACUCUUUUGUUACUGGCUCAAGAAAAAAAUAGGAAAACGGUCAGCCAGGGAUCCACUCAGGAGCCCUCCCAGCCCUGUACCCCAAGACUUUACCUAUGUCAACUCACCUACCCCAGCGCCGCUGCAGCCCGUGUAUGAAAAUGUGAACGUUGUAAGUGGGGAUGACGUCUAUUCACUGGUGUACUGUAGCCAGCAGGAACGGAAACCAGCAGCAGAGCCGCCAAGGACACUUACUGAGGAUGAGGUCUCCUUAGCCAUCUAUUCUAAGGUGAAGCAGGCAAGCAAUAUGGAUGUGGACUAUGAAGAUGCAAUGUAAAACUAUGGAAUAUUCCACCUUUUUAAAACCAUCCAUGAGCCCAAGCCUCAGAUCCAACAUGUUCUUCAGAGAUCACAGGGGAGCCGGCUUUCUGGUACACCUCACCCAGGUGCUUUGCUCCAUGAGCCUAAUCCUUCAUCUACCGUGAAGUCACUGUAAGCCCUGAAGAGACCAUCCAGGAGAACUAACGUGGAUACAGGAGUGGGAAGAACUGUGUUAUGGAAGAGCUGGUUUCCUGCUGGUUCCUCUGGGAUGGGCCAAAACGUGCUCUUAAUUCUUUUCGCAAGAGGAAAUGGUGGGAUAAAAGGGGUUGGGCUCUCCUGGUGGAGAAAUAGUGAAGCUAAGAGUGCGUGGACCCAGGGAGAGUGGUUUUGUAGAACUGCUCCAACAAGACAGCUGUGUCCAUGGUUUUGUCUAAGUAUUUUCUCAGCACAGGCAGUAGAGAACCCCACUUAGGUUAAUCAUCAUGUUUCUGCCUAAAAUACACUAUUCAGUAUAUUUUGGGUCAAGUUAGCAAAUUAGAACUAAAACAAAAUUACAUAAAGAAUUAUGGUGGCCACACUCAAUUUUAAUAAUGUGUUAUCCAGGCUGAUCUAAAUGUCUCAAUAUUUAUGAGAAAUAAUCUCUAUCCAAAAUUCUGUGUCUGCUGCAACCUCUAGAAGGUUUGUGAAUAUAUUUUUUACUUCUUUCAUUCAUAAAUUUCUUGAAAACAUGUAUAAUAUGGUUUGGAGUCUGUGUUUUAAUUUGAAAGCAAUCGCACACUCUUACAAAUGAAAGCAAUUUGCAUAAAAAAUAAAAAAGUUGAAGCUGUCCCUGUAAUAGGACACCACAAAGGGUAGCCAUUGUUAAAAAUGUACCUUAUGACUCUCCAGAUAGUUUUGUACAAACACAUACACAUGUAUGUAAGUAUAGUUAUUUAAAAAUAUGCCUACUUAACAAAAUAUCGUGAAAUACUUUCAAGUCUGUAUAGAUCUACUGUACUAUAUUAAAAGGCUGUACAGUAUUCCAUUGUAUAGGCAAGCCAUAAUAUGUUUUAAUCCUUCCCAGCACUGAUGGACUUUAAGGUGGCUUCCAAAGUUUUCAUAUUGUAAAAACAUUGCUAAAGUAAAUGUCCUAUAAAAAAAACAUCUUUUUAUGCAUUCUUGUUGGUUUAUCUGAAAGAUAAAUUAACAUAUAUCUGGGAUCACUACGUUUUAGGUUACGUACGUUAGAGGAUUUUGUUAAAUACUCUUAAAUUGCCCUCCUGUAAAUUGUAUCAAUUAACAUAUUCAUCAACAGUAAAGAAGAGAAUGAAGGUGUAGGGAAAAGUAUCACUGUUAUUUCCAUUUAAAAGUUUUAAAUUACUAAGGAAGUUGAGCAUCUCUCCAUAAAUUGACUGCUGGUUUAUAAUUCUUCUAGAAGUUUUCUGUGUUUAGCUUUUGCCCAUUUUUCUUUGUGUUCAUUUCUUUUUCUUAUGCUUUUAUAUGAACUGUUUAUUGAGGUGUAAUUUAACACCGUUGAAAGCACAGGCUUUACGUACACAGUCCCAUUCAUUUGACAAAUGCAUGCAUGCCCCUGAAUAAAUCAAAUGCCUGUCCUAAUAUAGAAUGGUCCCGUCUUCCUAGAAAGUUCCCUCAUACCCUCUUUCAGUCAAUUUCUGCCCCUCCUAGAAACAAUUAUGUAAAUUUUUUGACAGUCAUAUUAUUUAUUGCAACAAAAGUAAUUUCAACUAUACGUCCAAUGCAAAUGGUUAUAUAAGUCAUAUCCAUACACUAGAAUACUAGAAUACUAUGCUAUUUUGAAAGUUAAAUUCUGUUGUAAGGUACUCUGACAAACAGAAAACAAAAAAACCCAGUGCCGUCAAGCCAAUUCCAACUCAUAGGGAUCCUAUAGGACAGAGUAGAACUACCCCAUAGAGUUUCCAAGGAGCACCUGGCAGAUUUGAACUGCCAACCCUUUGGUUAGCAGCCAUAGGACUUAAUCACUACGCCACCAGGGUUUCCUGACAACCAGAAGAGAGAAGAAUUACAUUCAUGAUCAUUCUUAAAUGUUAGUAUUACAAGGUUAUAUUUUAAAUGAGCAUUUAAAUUUCUUUAUUAUGUCUAUUUUGACCUAUAGGAAUCAAAUAUUUUGCCCUUUGAAUUGCUCCACUCCUUUUUCCACCCCUGUAAUUCUUGGAAAUCCACUAUGAAUCUUAACAGAGGCCUGUGUCUACAAGAUUCCUAGGCAUUUCCCUAACACGUCUUUUUUUUUUUUUUAAUUGUGCUUUAAGUGAAAGUUUACAAAUCAAGUCAGUCUCUCAUACAAAAACUUACGUACACCUUGCUAUGUACUCCUAGUUACUCUCCCCCUAAUGAGACAGCACGCUCCUCCUCUCCACCCUGUAUUCCCCGUGUCCAUUCAGCCAGCCUCUGUCCCCCUCCGCCUUCUCAUCUCUCCUCCAGGCAGGAGCUGCCCACAUAGUCUCGUAUGUCUGCUCAGUUAUGUAAAUUUUAACCAUGAUGUUAAAAUUAGUUUAAGAUCUUAGGUAUUUUAACCAUUUUUCCAUUGUAUGUGAUACACAUGGUUUUGUCUAAUCUUUCACUUCACUUUUUGUUUACAGUGAAUCUUAAAAUAUGGAACUUUAGUCUUUGUGUAGCUAAAUCUCUCAAUGUUUUUCUUCUGAGUUUCUGAGUUUCUUGUCUUUCU